Molecule: messenger RNA, 1290 nt
Organism: Acanthochromis polyacanthus (spiny chromis)
Lineage: Eukaryota; Metazoa; Chordata; Actinopteri; Pomacentridae
Gene: ppcs
Product: phosphopantothenoylcysteine synthetase
Exons: 4
Coding region: 144-1109 (321 amino acids)
Biological process (GO): coenzyme A biosynthetic process
Cellular component (GO): cytoplasm; nucleus
Molecular function (GO): phosphopantothenate--cysteine ligase activity
Source: RefSeq, a predicted model, not a curated record
UGCCGCCGGGGCGCUGACGGCUUUGUGCAGUGUUUAUUAAAACCAAAGAGUGCAGCUCAGUGGUUUCAGGAAGUGCAGAAGUUGUUGUUGGAGGUCUUCAACUAACCGGAAUAUACAGCAGGACAUUGUGCAGUUCAUCUGUCAUGGCUGAACCCAGAAUAUCUUCAAUUGAUGGGAAGUUAGCUGAAGAGUUUGCUGUUCCCUCCCACGUCGAGGAGGUCAAAGAGAAGAUGGCUGCCUUUGCCAGGAAUCACGCAGAAGCAGGCCGCAGGGUUGUCCUCAUCACAUCUGGAGGCACCAAGGUUCCCCUCGAGUCCCGCACGGUUCGCUUCCUUGAUAACUUCAGCAGCGGCAGACGGGGAGCCGCCUCGGCAGAGUAUUUCAUAGACUCCGGCUAUGCUGUCAUUUUCCUACACAGGCAUCGCUCCCUUUAUCCCUACUCUCGCAUGUUCUUAACCAUAAACAUGCUCGACGCCCUGCAGUUUAGAGGUGAAGAAGGAGCAUCUAGUAACACCGGUGAAGUGGUGGUUAACCAACAGGUGCUUCCAAACAUUGCCAAAGUGCUGAAGCGAUACCGUGAAGUCAAAGAUGGCGAGCUUCUCCUUCCCAUUGAGUUCAGCACUCUGUCAGAGUAUCUGCAUCUGCUCAAAGCAGCGGCACAGGCACUCAGCACAAUAGGAUCAAAGGCCAUGUUUUACUUGGCUGCUGCUGUGUCUGAUUUCUACAUCCCAGCGUCAGAGAUGCCUGAACACAAGAUCCAGUCUUCCAAUGGUCCUCUUCAACUCAGUAUGAAGAUGGUCCCCAAAAUGCUGUCCCCACUGGUGAAGGAAUGGGCGCCUCAGGCUUUUGUUACAUCCUUCAAGCUUGAGACAGAUGCGACCAUCCUGCUGGACAAGGCUCGACGGGCUCUGGACACCUACAGGCACCAGGCGGUGGUGGCUAACGUACUGGACUCCAGACGGGGUUAUGUGGUGGUGGUGACCCCUGAGACUCAGGCUGAGCUGAUCCUCACUGAUGAGGAUGUGAAGAACGAGGUGGAGAUAGAGGAGAGGAUAGUGAGCAACCUCACAUCGGCACACAGCAAAUUCAUAACUCAGCAAGCGGUUUGACUGUAAUUACGUGCAUGUCUGAGUCAAAGAUGCAGAUGGAAGUUGCUGGUUUAUGUGCUCUUACCUGUUCCAGGCUUGAGUUUGGCUUAAAUUCAUACUUGCCUGUUUUGCUAACAAGUUCCUCCGUAUUUAGUAGGACACAUGGCUGCAUAAGUUUAGUAAAAUGGUAACGUCUAACAGA